Mesorhabditis spiculigera is the source of this 1047-nucleotide messenger RNA. The record is from the annotation of a GenBank genome assembly. Lineage: Eukaryota; Metazoa; Nematoda; Chromadorea; Rhabditida; Rhabditidae.
AUGCCGACAAAAAGGUGGACAGAAAUAACGCAAAAAACGGUGUUCAUCAUCCUGCUGCUCGAGUACGUCGAGACGGGGCGGCUAUGGAAUUUUCUGAGGCCCUAUUUCGACGAUUGCCAGCAACGAUUCGAGCGCUCAGUCGCCGUCGACGCGGAUGUGGCCGAAUGGCCAAGGGAAAACGUUGCUGGAUACAAGGGCCGUCGAAUCUCCUUCUCCGUGGCCGUCGACACCGACCGUUUGGCCCGUUUGAGCCAGCAGAGCUUGGACGAGGAUGAGGAAAACCCGUCGUCCGACCAAAAUCCGGAGCUGUGCACGAUUGGCGUUGAUGCGGCGGCGGAGGCGGCGGAAACCGGACCCGAGAUCCUCGUGCCGGGCCCGUCGGAAUUGGAGGACAUGCCCUUGAGGGUUGAGGAAGAAGCGCCGGCCCCACUACGACUCCGUAGAAGCAAGGCGGAAAUGGACCCAAAAUCGUUGUGCGACGCCCUGGCAGAAUGUGGUCGACAGCUAAAAUCGAAGAAACGGAUGUGGAUGCCGGAAAAAGGCAUUCCGGAGAAUCUCAUCGUCCAUUGGGCGGCCCAGAUGGUCAGCGCCCUCUACGUGCUGCACACGAACGGCGAGUAUCUGUGCGACCUGGGCCCGGAGAACAUCUUGAUCGGCCCCGACGGCAACGUCCUCAUCACGUCGUACGCCGUCUGGAAUGGCAGGGAAUACUCGGAGAUGCGGCUCCGCCCGGGUUAUUCGGCGCCUGAAACGUUCCGCGCUUCCUUCGAACCGACCCCCGAGGCGGAUAUUUGGACGCUAGGUGCCCUGAUUUACGAGCUGGCCACCGGACUGCCGCUGGCCCAGGCGGGGCCCCAUGGAAUUGGUCGCCCAUGCCUCGAGCCUCCCUUCCCGGCGUACUGCUCGGCGUCGUUGUUUUGCCGGGAUCUCGUCAAUAGGGUUUUGUUGGAAGAGCCGGACGAGCGGCUGACACUCGACGCGAUCCGCGCCCAUCCAUUCUUCGAGAGCAUCCGCUGGCAACUCUACGACAAUCCCCAUACAUCUACU